AUUUGGUUUCCAUUUCAAUUUGAAUGCACGUACGUACAGGCGCAGGCGCUGCAUGUGCAAAUAUAUACACACAACGUGUUGACACAUUGCAUUUUGCCACACGUGGGUGACCGAGCACAACGUUGCUGAAAUCUUUCUUGUAAUAAUAAAUUUAACUUUACGCACCAAAAACAAGACUCUAGUCGAUUACAUUUCUUUUUAAUAGCAACAAAGAGAACCAUCUUAACCAUGGCCGGCGCCAAAGAAUACUUUUGGGGUUUAACGUUGUCUGAAGAAAAGAGAUCCUUUGAAUGGGACCCUGCUGCUGAAUACAUGGAUCAUGAGGAUGAAGAUGAGGACGAUGAGAUCUCACAUUUCCUUUUUUUGAAGCAGGCUGUUCUUGGGGUGAAAGCUAAAGAUAACGAGAGGAACGUGAUUGAGAUCGAAACAAUUAACUUUGAUGGAGAAACAAUCACUAUGCCUAUCUUCUCACUUAGAGCUGGUCUCAAUGAAAGUAUUACUUUGGAUGUAGGGUUACAGCCUCCCGUCACAUUCAAAUUAGCCCAUGGUUCAGGACCUGUGUGUCUCAGUGGACAACAUGCAUUAGAUUUACAGGAUCAUGAUGAUUUGGGCAUAGAAGAUGAAGAUGAAGGUGAGGAAGAGGAGGAGACCGUCAAGAAGGCUUCAACGAAAGGAACGGAUAAGAAGAAAGCUGCAAUAAAGGAUGUGAAGGUCCCCAAGAAAGGGAAAGGAGAUGAACUAGAUGACGAUGAUGAUGAGGAGGAGGAUGAUGAUAUAGAUGAGGAGGAGGACGAGGAGGAAGAAGAAGAGGAAAAACAAACUGCCAAAGGAAAGAAGAGGCCGGCUCCAUCAACGAAAGGUCCAGCUAAGAAGCUUGCCAAGGUUGAUAAGGAUGGCAGAAGCAAGAGGAAAGCUACAAACGGUUCCAUCGAGAACGGCCAUGCUGACGAUGACGAAGACGACGAAGAAGAUGAAGAUUUCGAGGUGAAAGACGAUGAAGAUGAGGAAGUCACCAGCGGAGAAGAAGAAGAAGAAGAGGAUGAUGAGGAGGAGGAUGAAGAGAUGGCCCUAGGGGAUGAUGAUGAUGAAGAAGAUGAUGACGAGGAAGACGAAGAUGAGGAGGAGGAUGAGGAUGAAGAAGAGGAGGAAGAGUCAUCACCUGAAAAGCCAACUAAGAAAGGAAAGGGAAAGGUGAAUGGGACAGUGAAACAAAAGGCUACGCCAAAGACACAGGUAUGUAAUGAUGUAUGUAAGCCAAGGAUUAUUUUCUGGCAGGGUUACUUCUUUUUAACCACUUGGUUUUAUGACUAUUCCUAUUGGCAGUAUGAAAUAUGA
Messenger RNA from Lytechinus pictus (painted urchin), 1335 nucleotides. Its product is annotated as mitotic apparatus protein p62-like. Gene Ontology annotation, molecular function: histone binding; chromatin binding; RNA binding. The record is from RefSeq and is a predicted model, not a curated record. Lineage: Eukaryota; Metazoa; Echinodermata; Echinoidea; Temnopleuroida; Toxopneustidae. The transcript is spliced from 10 exons. Bases 229 to 1335 code for a protein of 368 amino acids. Gene Ontology annotation, cellular component: nucleoplasm; nucleolus; cytoplasm. Gene Ontology annotation, biological process: chromatin remodeling.